This is a messenger RNA of Didymosphaeria variabile, 1509 nucleotides long. RefSeq names its product Cytoplasmic and mitochondrial histidine tRNA synthetase (gene HTS1). Gene Ontology annotation, cellular component: mitochondrion; cytoplasm. Gene Ontology annotation, biological process: histidyl-tRNA aminoacylation; mitochondrial translation. The record is from RefSeq and is a predicted model, not a curated record. The transcript has 5 exons. Bases 1 to 1509 code for a protein of 502 amino acids. Gene Ontology annotation, molecular function: ATP binding; histidine-tRNA ligase activity. Lineage: Eukaryota; Fungi; Ascomycota; Dothideomycetes; Pleosporales; Didymosphaeriaceae.
AUGGGGAAAGAGGGGAAGGGCAACUUCCAGCUGAAGACGCCCAAGGGCACGCGGGAUUGGUCGGGCACUGAUGUUGUCUUGCGCGAACAGAUCUUCACGACCAUUACCAAUGUUUUCAAGCGUCACGGUGGCGUCACCAUAGAUACGCCCGUAUUCGAGCUCAAAGAGACACUCACAGGCAAAUACGGUGAAGACAGUAAGCUCAUCUAUGAUCUCGCAGAUCAGGGCGGUGAGAUCACCUCACUACGUUACGACCUCACCGUUCCAUUCGCACGAUUCUGCGCCCAGAAUGCCGUCCAGAACAUCAAACGAUACCACAUCGCGAAGGUCUACCGGAGAGAUCAGCCGGCGAUGACAAAGGGGCGCAUGCGAGAGUUCUACCAGUGCGACUUUGAUAUUGCGGGCCAGUUUGAUCCUAUGCUGCCAGACGCGGAGAUCUUGAGGAUUGUCAAGGAGGUGUUUGAGGAGCUGCCAGAGUGGAAGGGGAAGUUCACUAUCAAGAUAAAUCACAGGAAGAUUCUGGACGGCAUCUUCCAGAUAUGUGGUGUGCCUGAGGAUAAGAUUCGCACGAUUAGUAGCGCAGUGGACAAGCUGGACAAGUCUCCCUGGGAAGAGGUCCGAAGAGAGAUGGUGGAAGACAAAGGCCUGGACCCCGAAGUCGCCGACAAGAUCUGGACAUACGCACAGCUCAAAGGCGGAAAGGACGUGGUUGAGAAGCUCCAGGCAAUGCCCGAAGUCGUUGCGAACGAGUCUGCAAAACAGGGUCUCGAGAACAUGGCCAUGCUCUGUGAUUACCUCGAGAUCUUUGACGUUAUGCCUUCCCUGUCAGUAGACAUGUCUCUUGCCCGCGGUCUCGACUACUACACCGGCGUCAUCUACGAAGUCGUAACUGAAGGCUCCGCACCCUCGGCCGCCGCCAAAGACGUCGCCAAAAAAGAGAAGAAGCAGAAGAAGAGCACAGACCCGGACGAGGACCGGUCCAACGACCCCACUAUCGGCGUUGGCUCCGUCGCAGCAGGAGGCCGCUACGACGAGCUUGUCGGCAUGUUCAGCGGCAAGCCCAUCCCCUGCGUCGGCAUCUCCUUCGGCGUAGACCGCAUCUUCAGCAUCACCAAGGCGCGUCUCGGCACCGCGCAGGCGAUCCGACCCACCGAAGUAGACGUCUUCAUCAUGGCGUUCGGCGGCGGCAAAGACUUCACCGGUAUGCUGCCCGAGCGCAUGGCUGUCGCAAAGCAGCUCUGGGACGCAGGCAUCAAGGCGGAAUACCUCUGGAAGACGAAGCCAAAACUACAGAACCAGUUCAAGGCCGCGGAGAACGGGAAGGUACCGUGGGCUAUUAUUCUGGGCGACGACGAGCUUAAGGCUGGAAAGAUCAAGAUCAAGGAGAUGGGACUUCCGGACGGACACCCGGAGAAGGAUGGCGUGAUGGUGGAGAAGGCGAAUUUGGUGGAGGAGAUCAAGGCAAGGUUGUCGGGCAAGGCGAGUCUCCCGGAUAGGACUGCUGCGUAG